Molecule: messenger RNA, 549 nt
Organism: Scheffersomyces coipomensis
Lineage: Eukaryota; Fungi; Ascomycota; Pichiomycetes; Serinales; Debaryomycetaceae
Exons: 1
Coding region: 1-549 (182 amino acids)
Molecular function (GO): mRNA binding
Source: RefSeq, a predicted model, not a curated record
AUGAGUGGAGGAAGAAUAUCAAAGAAACCAACAACUGUUCAAACAGGGGGGAAGUCGUCAGAUAGAAGAUUAGCAGGAAGUAGACAAGCUGCAAGUUAUUUACAUACAUCUAUAAACAAUCCUACCAAUAAUACAACUAAAGUCAUUAGUGCACCAUUACCACCAACCAAUACAUCAACAGGUAAGACUGUUAAACGACAAGUGGGUACUCAGUCAUGGGAAGAUUCAAGCUUAUUAGAUUGGGAUCCUAAACAUUUUCGAUUAUUUGUGGGGAAUUUGGGUCAAGAUGUUACUGAACAAUUAUUACAUGAUACAUUUAAGAAAUAUCCUACCAUGAGUAUGGUUAGAGUUCCUCAAGAUAAGAAAACUGGCAAGAAUAAAGGAUAUGGAUUUGUAGCAUUUAAAGAUUCUAAUGAUUAUUUCCAAGCUUUUAAAGAUAUGAAUGGGAAAUAUAUCGGACAACAUCCUGUUCAAUUGAAACGAGCUGAAACUAAUGUAAAGCAGUCCAAGACAACCGGUAAGCCACACGGUAAGCCCAAGAGAUAUUGA